AUGCAAACCACUUCGCAGCGUCAAGGCGACUGUGUCUCAUCCCAACAAGCUGCCGGCGCCUUUGCUACGUCUUCAGACCUAUUUUCAAGAUUCUCAACAGACUUUCGUCGUCCGUCCUCUUGUGUCUCGGUCGCCCGACGCCCGCCGUAUCGUUCAACCCUCGAUCGCUUUCCCGAUCUCCAUCUCCCCAGGACUGCAUCUCGAAACCGUGUGCAACCAGCAUUGGCUAAAUUGCUGCGGUUGUGA
Aspergillus tubingensis is the source of this 246-nucleotide messenger RNA. RefSeq lists its product as uncharacterized. Bases 1 to 246 code for a protein of 81 amino acids. The record is from RefSeq and is a predicted model, not a curated record. The transcript is spliced from 2 exons. NCBI's taxonomy places the organism in Eukaryota, Fungi, Ascomycota, Eurotiomycetes, Eurotiales, Aspergillaceae.